UCUUUCGACACACUCGAUCAGGCGUUACACAUUUGCUUGUUGGCGGUGCGGAGGAGGGGCAACCAGCACCUCGUGCCACGUGACGAAACAGUCGGGGUCAUUCCCGAUUUGUCCUUCAUAAGCGCGCCGCGGAAGACUCGGGUGCCACAAGCAGUCUGUGUGAAGUAGGCGUUCGGCAGCUACACGGAUUAACUGGAAGGAGACCAACCACGGUCGCCAGCAUGACUCGGAUCAGCUUCUUCACGCUAACGGUUUUCGCGCUUAUUGGCUACGUAUACUGCGCGUCCACGCGUGAGACAGACUGCCAACGUCGUCGUCGCAACGAGCAGCGCGCGACCAGGAACCUGACUGGCCUGCUGGUCCCCGAGUGCGAUGAAGACGGAAACUACAAGGCCAUUCAGUGCUUCGGGGAAACUGUCCGCGGAGGACGGCCCUUCUGCGCAUGCUACGACAACGAGUUCGGUCAGAUCAAGGGCCCUUCGAGGAACCUGAGGUCGUGCAACUGUAUCAGGGCGCACCACGAGUGGGAGCGCCAAUCCCGUUCUCAGCGAGUACCGGAGCCACGUUGCGAUGCUACCUCUGGAGAGUACAAUGCCGUGCAGUGCGACGUUACCUCACAUUGGUGCGUUGAACCGGACUCCGGCCGUCAACUGGGUGAAAGGCAGUCUGGUGGAUGUUCUGACAACCUGUCUUCCGUCAGCUGCGGUGUCGGUGGUACGCACCAUGGUCACGACGCGCCUCACACUGGCUAUCGCAGUGGCGAUCACAGCGCAUCCAAUGGCGAUCAUCACCGAGGCACUUCUCACCAUGGUACAUCCGCCCACGACGACCGCACUUCCCAACGCAGUGGCAGCUCUGGUUCUCGUGGCUCAUCUGGAUCUUCUGGCCACGAUCAAUCCAGUAGCCACAGCUCCGGAUCCUCCCGCGGCAGCUCUGGAUCUUCUAGUCACAACGAUGAUAGCCACCAGGCCAGUUCCAGCUCGUCUCGCCGAAGAAGUUCGGGACAGUCGAGCAGUGGUACCUCUCAGUCAAGUCGUAACUAAAACGCAUCAAAGCCACGAUUCAACAUUUGUAACAAAGAACAAAUCUAACAGCUCAUGACUGCCUCGUGGUAUUAUAUUCUUUUACAGUAACAAUGUCGUCCGUAAUAAACCAAAGAAACUGA
This is a messenger RNA of Rhipicephalus microplus (southern cattle tick), 1165 nucleotides long. RefSeq lists its product as uncharacterized. The record is from RefSeq and is a predicted model, not a curated record. NCBI's taxonomy places the organism in Eukaryota, Metazoa, Arthropoda, Arachnida, Ixodida, Ixodidae.